Molecule: messenger RNA, 696 nt
Organism: Aspergillus niger
Lineage: Eukaryota; Fungi; Ascomycota; Eurotiomycetes; Eurotiales; Aspergillaceae
Exons: 6
Coding region: 1-696 (231 amino acids)
Biological process (GO): homologous chromosome pairing at meiosis; meiotic strand invasion involved in reciprocal meiotic recombination; meiotic joint molecule formation
Cellular component (GO): condensed nuclear chromosome; DNA recombinase auxiliary factor complex
Molecular function (GO): double-stranded DNA binding; recombinase activator activity
Source: RefSeq, a predicted model, not a curated record
AUGGCCCAGAGAAAAGCGAAGAAUGAGAAGCAGCUGGGUGCUGGAGCUACUGCUCCUGAUGGUCCUGCAUUGGUGCUUGAUUAUCUUCGGAAGGGUCUUUUCGUGGCUGAUUUACAGCAGGCUACCGAGAUUUCGAUGAAUUUACACAAUAAGAUUACAAAAGCACACGCUGUGAAAGCUCUACGAGAACUACACCAGAAUAAACUAAUCGAAGGACGGGCUGCUGGGAAACAGAUAGUAUACCACGCCCUACAGGAGAGGUCCGACGAAGUGACGCCCGAGAUCAUUACCGCUUUGCAUGAGCAAGCUGAGAAAUUGCAGGAGCAAGUAACCGGUCUCGAAGCUGCAGAGAAAAAGACGCGAGCGGAGCUAGCAACCAUCUGUGCAAGACCCUUGGUCUCCGAACUUCGACGGGAUGUCGGUCAGCUUGAGCAAGAACUUGAGGCAAUCCAUGCACGCCUGGUGGAGGCGCGAGGGAGUGAUGCAGGGACUGUGCCCGUGCGGGUGAAGCUGGAUGCUCAAAGAGACUGGAAACAUUGGCAGAAUCAAGCCAAUGUGCGCGGUCGGAUUUGUCGCGAUCUAUGGCGGAUGUGUACGGAAGUUGUGCCCGACAACAUGGACCGGGAAGAAUUAUGGAGGUCUACUGGUCACAAGCAAACACUGGUCCACGAUCCUGAAAUCUCCUAUUGCCAUUGA